UGUAUGACUUCUAAGAAAUUCUUUUUGCCUGUUUUGUUAUUUAGAUGCCAAGAAAAACUGGAUUAUUUGUAGAAUAAAUUUUUAGUGUCAAAAAUGCAAGCAAACAUUGAUUUAAAAAUGGAACUUUAUGUUUCACAGACAAACUACAUGUAAAAAAAUACCGCAUAGCUACUGACACUUUUAUACUGUGGCAUUCAAGUGAAUUUUUUUUUUCAUGCCUAGAUAUUCCUGUGGUUGUAUAUUUUUUCUCCAACGUUCAGCAGAGGUUCUGUUUAAUGAAAGAAAAAUAUAAAACUGCUUUGAGAGGAUAUUAUAUGGGGUGUGAUGUGUAAUCUUGGAAUCUAAUUAAAAGCUUGGGAUCAUUUUUAUUUUAGGCUAGUUAGACGAUUCCUUACAGGCACUGUUUAGAAUAUUAAUUCUUCUAAUAUCAUAGAAAGGACAAUACAUAAAAUCUACAAAAUUAAAUUAUAGCGACAGAAAUAGUAAGUCAGAAGAAAAUGGUAGGUUAAAAGUGUACAUUUGCAAGACUCUUAGCAGUGGGAGAGAGAGAGAGAGAGAGAGAGAAUAAGAAUAUUGGUGGCAGCAAAUUUGAGAGGCAAACCUUGACUUCCAACUCAAACCUUUCAAAGAGUCCCGAUGGUUUGUGUCUAUGAGUCUGAGUUGCUGAAUUGUGGAGAAGCGUCUCCCUUGGCAAGUGUUAACCUCAUCUCCUCGUCCAGCAGUGGAGUACAGAGGAGAGAAAGCCUGAGACUGAGAAUCACUGCAGCCCAUUGCAUGCCUCACUAUGGCAAGGGCCACUGUCCCCCCUGUAAGUUUAGGAGCUCGUGGGAACCGGUGCUCUUACGUCAUCCACUCAAAGGAGCACAUCACCAUUCACUAUUGUCUCUGACCUUAUAUGUUCUACUUCAGCUGUAUGAUCUUACUCUUAAUGAAUUAUUAGCAUGCAGUUCAGCUCCUAAGUAUUCUAUAUGAGCAACUACAUUAACAUCCAACUUUAAAAGGAUUUAAGAUAGUAAAAUAUAAACAGACAUAAAUGGAAAUAUUUUCAUCACAUUAACAAAAACAUAGUGAUAAAAGUCCAGCAGGCAGCAUAUUUUCACAGAAAACAAGUUUUAUCAAGAAGUUGCUGUCUCUUUUUGUGUUGCUUUUUGUUUGUUUGGGUUUUUUUAAGGAUUGCAUUGGCCGAAAUGCAUAUAUUCUGUGGAAAAAAAAACAGGGCAUGCAGCAAAUGCAUUAAACUGGCUCACUGAGAGAUUUCAAAACAUAGUUGUGAUGAUAGAGAUAUCAGCAACUAGAGUGACUCUAAUGGGACUCCCAAGGACUCCUGGUGAAAGAUUAUUUAGCAGUAUUAUUGAUUAAUCAGACAAUGAAAAUCAUGUAAAGCUUGCCAUUAACAGACAGAUUAAUAAAGGACAGCAUUACCUUCCUGUUGUAGAUUGAUUUGAUUUGCCUUGCAGUCAAACAAAAUAAUUUAACGGUAUCUAACUGCACCAUAAUACAUCUGGGGGGAAAAAAAAAAAAAAAAAAAGGCUAUAUGCCCGUGUUAAAAUUGCCUCAGAAAGCAGUAAUCACAGAACAUACCAAAACCUGUCUGAAUACGAGACCUUAGUGAAAUGAUAUGGCAAAAGGCAUUAGCAUGAUCUUUCAGGGGUCUGUAAAGAGCAAUACAAAGUAGAAGGUAGGAAGUUGCCUCACCUCUAUACAUCUACUACUAUAACACUAAUUUGGUAUAAUUUGCUUCCUAAUUUGGUGUGUCUGCUGACAACACCAAAAUACUGGAAAGUGUUCAAAAGAGUGUCACAGAAAGUGAUCUAGAUGCUGAAAAGUUAACAUUAUGAUAGGUGUCUUACGGGGCUUAGGAUAUCCAGUUUGUUGAAGAGAAUUUUCACAGCUGAUAUAAUUAGUGCAUCCCGGUACCUGCAAAUGGAAAAGAUAUACAAGAGUAGGUGCUAGUCAAUCUCAGUGAAAAGAUGUAGUAAGAUCUAGUGACCGGAAUUUCAAUUUAGGCAAACUGAAAAGAGAUACCAUUUUUUAGUUGCAAAUAAGUCACACUGUUGGCUGAUCUCAUCACGAGUCAUCAAAUGACAUAUAAUGUUAAAGCCUUGAAAUCUGUGAAUGCAUCAGUUCCUCAAUUCUUCACUUUCUUUUGUGGGAUAUGAUAAAGUUUCCUGAAUUGCUUUCAAUAUACUUGUAAGACAUCGUGGAACAGUUUAGCCUCACUGAAUUGUUGGGUUUUCACAAAGAAAUAUCUACACAUCAUCAGUAUGACAGACAGGUCGUAUUAUAUGUUCUAACCUUACAUUUCACAAAAGCAUUGCCCAAUAUGUGGAUUUUAAAGAACAGAAAAUUUAAAAACGAAAAUUAUUUACAGCAGUCACUAAUUUACUGCCUGAAUUAGGGCUCAUAGGAUAGGAUGUAGUUCCUCUAAUCUUAUACAGGUGUGGACACAGGCUCCUAUUCCAGUCAACAGAGGGAACUGAGGGAGCGGUUCACCUGGGCUAUUUGACAGCCUUCUGAAUGUGAACCAUACCAUACAGAUGUUUACAAUAUAGGUAUUAGGUGAGAUGAAUACCAGCCAUGUACCUCAUGUAUCCCAUGAUGAAACCUGGGAAGUACAAUAAGCAACAUUUCUGACAUAAUUCCUUUAGUAUUAGGCAGGAAACAAAUUUCUCUUAUAGUUAAUGGGAGGGCUCUAAUUCAAGGCCUUUUGACACACACAAGCCCUGGCAUCAGACAGACUCUCAGACUAGCAGCUGGGGUUAGCAUUAACCAAAGAAAUGCAUAAAUUUCAGAAUAAAAACCAUGUGUGAAAUUUAACUCUUCUUUUGGGGUGUACCUGCAAAACGUGCUAAUCCAAAAGGCAUUUAUUUAGGUACAGGCAACACCAAUUGACUCUAGAGUUAAGAUGUAGCCUGGGAAAGCAUGGGACAGGGAUAAAGAAAUCUCAGUUGUGCAAGGCUGUUUUCAGCAACCUGAACUCGGCAAUGCCCGAGGGCUACUUGAGCAGCAGUAGUGCUGGGGGGGGGCACUGAGAGCCAGCCACCCCAGCCAACGAGAUGUGCUUUCCUAUGGGAAAAGAGGCAAGGAUUUUAACGAAGGCGACAUCUUUUAUCAGUCUAACUUAAAAAAAAAAUCCCCCCAAAACCAGAACAUCUUCAGAUCUUAAGACUACGGUUUCUACAAUUACGCUAAAACCUAACAUCUUCUGUUUCAUAUAAUGCAUGGACGCUGGCCCACCAUGUGCCUCGGUGAUGGGCGGACCUGGCGUGAUUGCACCUUGGUCAAAAAAAAAAAAAAAAAAAAUGGGUACUACCCGCAGGAACGGCAGCUGCCUUCAGCGAUAGCCUGAGGAGGGCCCAGGAAGGGUCACACGCAGUUCUGUUUUCCACGGAAGGUGAGACGAGGCAGAAAAGCCGCCGGGAUUUGAAGCAGGGAUGAAUGCGCCUUGGGGGCCGGGAUGCUCAGCCUUGCCCGGACCUUCCCUCAGGAACCCAGACGACAACCUCCCCCAACCAGGCAGGCGGAUGCCCCCCCAACACCGGCUCAGGCAACGGCCCCGCAGCCGAACCCCACGGGAGGGACCCUCCGCAGCCGAACCCCACGGGAGGGACCCUCCGCAGCCGAACCCCACGGGAGGGACCCUCCGCGCCUCCCCGCCGCCUCAGCCGGGGCCGGGGCCGCCUCCGGCGGGGCGGGGGCGGGGGCAGCGGCAGCGGGCGGGCGCCUCCCCGAGCGGCGCCCCCGGUCCUGACGGCGUUUCCGGGCGGGGGAGCCGGGAUGUGCGUCCGGGUUGGGUCGGCCCCAGCGAGCGUUUUCCUCUCGCCUUCCCUCCUUCUCCCCUUCCCUGCCUCCUUCCCUCCCGAGCCGCCGCCGCCGCCGCCGCCGCGCCCUCUGAGGGAGCGCCACCCGCCCCGCGCCUGCAAGGGCACUUUUAUGAACAUAGCUACUUACUUUGUUUACAGAUCGAUACUUUCCUGAAUAAGCUAGAGAGUCACUUGGGCUGCAAAGAUGUUGGAAGAAGAUAUGGAGGUGGCCAUCAAGGUGGUGGUAGUAGGAAAUGGAGCUGUUGGAAAAUCUAGUAUGAUUCAGCGAUAUUGCAAGGGGAUUUUUACAAAAGACUACAAGAAAACCAUUGGUGUAGAUUUCCUGGAAAGACAAAUCCAGGUUAAUGAUGAAGAUGUCAGGCUAAUGUUAUGGGACACUGCGGGUCAAGAAGAAUUUGAUGCAAUAACUAAGGCCUACUAUAGAGGAGCCCAGGCUUGUGUUCUUGUGUUUUCUACAACUGACAGAGAGUCCUUCAAAGCAAUCCCUAUCUGGAAGGAAAAAGUUGUGACCGAAGUUGGAGACAUUCCCACAGUUCUUGUGCAGAAUAAGAUCGAUCUUCUUGAUGACUCUUGCAUAAAGAAUGAAGAGGCAGAAGCGCUGGCAAAAAAGCUAAAAUUAAGGUUCUACCGAGCAUCUGUGAAGGAAGACCUAAACGUAACUGAAGUUUUUAAGUAUUUGGCUGAUAAAUAUCUUCAAAGGCUCAAGCAACAAACAGCUGAGGAUCCAGAACUAGUACAUGCAAGCAGUAACAAGAUUGGUGUCUUUAAUACAGCUGGUGGAAGUCACUCCAACCAAAAUUCUAGCACUCUCAAUGGUGGAGAUGUCAUCAACCUUAGGCCAAACAAACAGAGGACCAAGAAAAGCAGAAGUCCUUUUAGCAACUGCAGCAUACCUUAGAGCACUUUUGGAGGAAAAAAAGCAACCCAGUGAAUUGGAUGAAGUUGUGCAAUUGAAUACAGAAUAAAGCCAGCUGUAGAGGUAUUUUCACCAGUGCUUUAGCAAAUCUUGUGCCUAUGGGAUCCUUGAGAGAGCGUGGAUUUAUCUAAAUUUGCUGAUGCAGUGGUUUUUGGUGUGCAGAGUGAGACACCUGGUGUCAAAACACAGAACCGUGGCUGCCCCGUGCACUUUGUAAAAAUUAGGCAAGCUUCUUCUUUCUCAAGGAAUUAUUCAGAGCUAUGAACUAGGUAUUACUGAAUUGCAAAGCACAUUUAAUGUAAGGAUAAUACUUACAAGUGUAGGUACAGACCAUAACACUAUGGCCCAAGGUAAAGUAGCAACCUUGCAACUAAAUUUCAAAGAAAAUGUUAGAAUUGGUUAGUCAGGACACUAAGAAGAUAAAUGAAGAUCAAAAAGAGGACACUACAUUUUAUGCCUGAGUAUAUUAAUACAGAUUCUGGAAGUUCUGUUCGUGCAAUAUACUUGUAUUAUAUAUAUGAGUGCUAAGAUAUGUAUGUAAACAUUUGGUAUGAAUAUUUAGGCUAAAUUCCAGUGUACACAUUACUUGGAGAUCAGCUAAUGAUCAUGAAAUAGCAUCUUCCAAAAAAAAAUGUCCUUUAAAAAAUGCUGCAUUUCAGAUGAGGCUUUCCCAGCUGCCAGUGUGUACAUUUAACUUGCUAUACUUUGGGCCUAAAAGCUUAGAUUUACAAAUGUAUGGUGCCAAAAAUGCUCCUGUUUUGUUUGUUUGUUUUUUUGUUUUUUGUUUUUUUUUUUACCUAAUGCUGUGCUACAGAUGUUUUUAUAAGUUUGUUUUUCCCAGUCUUAACAGAUUGAACAAAUAACAGUCCUUGACACUAAUAGCUAUCCAGAAGGAACAUACAGUCAUAUUCCUGUUCAGAUUUGCUUGUUGCAUCCUGUGUUGUCUAUGAGAAAGGAACUUGCAAAGUGAUGUCACAAAAUAUUUAUCUUCUUUGGAAAAUUUUUUCACAGAUACCAUAAACUUAAGUUUGGAGGAUCCAAAAAACCACAGCUGAUGACUGAAUUACAUGAAUGAGACUUUCCUGAACGUUGUCUCAGAUUCAGAGUUAGCUGCUGGUUACAGAAAAUCUAAUUCUGGAAGAUCAGAGACAUGGCAAAAAUUUUUCCAAAUGCUUAAGUAAUUUUACAGAAUUGAUUUAGAUGUGUAGGAGCCCAAAUCUAAAUUAAAGUUGCUUGGACCUAGGCUCCUAAAUCACUAAGGUGCUUUUAAAAAUGCUAAGCAAGAGAUCUUCUAUUUACCAAAAAUAAACACUUUUUAAUCCUUUUCAAGAGCAUGCAUGCCUUUUAAAUAAUAUCCAUUUUGUUUACAUGUUUUUGUAUGGUAUAAUAUAAUUUUAACUUUCUAGGAUUUCUACAACAAACCUGCCAGUGACAAAUGCAAAAUAUGCUGCUUGAAAAAUAUGCAGAUUUUUAAUAGUUUUUUAAAUGGUGUAUGAGAAUGAAAAUGAAUCGAGUGAUCCUGUAUAUUUCUGGAGGAGGGACUUUUCACUGUGUGAAUUCAUGUAGGAAGCUUGACUUACAUUGUUCCUAAGUCAAUGAGUAUGAAAACUGAAAUGUAUUCUUUUUCCCACUGUCUGCAGGGAGAGAAGUGGGUGGCAAGUUAUGCACAAACACUAAAGAUCUCUGAACUCUGUAUUUUAUGUUUACUAUAUUAGACUUCCUUCCAAGUACCGUUCUUUUUUGACAAGCUGUUAGAGCAUCUCCUGUUGCUGGCCAGAAGCAGCCUUCAAGGCUCUCGAUGCCCUUUGCGAUCGCAGCAAAACUCUGUGUUCUUCAUCGUAAUGUUUCCUGUAUUUUCUCUUGGAUAAAGGCCUUUAUUUUUUAACAAGUGCAUUUAAUCGCCGUAUGUAUGUAUAAAUGAAGUCUUAUUUGUCUUAGCAAUUUAAGAAGUCAGGUACCUACGAUAAGACUUACGGUUGUACAUUAUGGGGCCAACUUACACCUUCAGGAUGUAGGACAGAGUGUAUGAAUGAAGAAUAUUGACAACUGUUUUUAAUAUGGACGCUUUUACAUUUCAUUGUCUGCCAGUUUCACGGGAUUUACUCAUUUUUCUUGAAAGACAACAAAACCACAAGGUGUCUGAAACAUCUUUUUGGCCUUGUUUGACUUUGUACAGAGUUCUGAAAAAUAAGUCUAUUAUGUAUAAUGACCAUUUGUGCUAUUACAUGUUAUACUGUAGACAUUGUACUGUUACAUAAGCCAUUUGUAUUUAAGGUCUGUCAUUAUAAACCACUGUUUUAAGGACUGAAAACUCAGUAGAAAUUUUCAUAGGUGGAGACUUGACAGACUUGCUAAAUUUAGGAUAUGUUGAAAUUUAGUACACCUACUUUAAAGUAGGAAUAUAUAUUUGCAGCAUUGAGUAACAGUGAGUUUUCAUUUCAUUCCCAUCUUAAAUCUGAAGUGGCUCGCUCUUUGUUGUGCCUUUGCAGUGCUUGUUCUCCAAUCGGACUGAGAUGGAGACUGCCCAAAUUAGCAUUUUUCUGGAGAGUGCUCUGCAUGUAUGCUGCUUGAAAAUUUAUUUUUUACCCUCCUGGGGUUAGUGUGUAGAUGUAAACCAGAUGACUUGCAUAUUGCAGGAAUCCUUAGGUAUUCACGUCACUCUUCAGUGGCAGUAACUUCUGCCUUUUGGGCGAAGAGACAUGCCUAAAUGUUUAGCACUUGCGUUGUCCCUUGUGAAUAAUUUUUAUUCCAGACAUUGCCCCCUUCUCCACUCAAAGCAUUCUCAGUAGAGUAUCAUACGGUUUAGCUACCAGAACCUACUGGUGCAGAGCUGGUAAUAAAAAUGCCCUUCUCUCUGCAUCUCUGGGACCGCGCGGUGGGAGAGGAUGUAGCGCUCUGUUACACCCGUGGCAGACUGGUGUCCUGGAGCAGGAGCAACAGGUACUCCUGCCACAAGACACAAAGUUCUGUUCUGUGAGACUAAGCUAACUGCACUCCUGUUUUAUCUGUUAAUAUCUCUUGAAUAGCUCACUGACUGUAUUAUCUGAAUCUUGCCAAAAUUCUUUUGCUUUCGGCCGAUUAUGCUGCCACUAGCAGAAAACCUCAGUGGUUGUUAAUGUCUUAGUGAAAUGAGCAUUCACUAAAGAGUAUGACACUAAAGCAUCUGUCACUCCCGUGUUGUAUCCAUUCAGUGAAUGGGUGUUCUCCCAGGAAGCGGGGCAUCACUUGAUGCAAAGCGGUAAUGCUAGGGAUGUAUUUCCAGCUGGAAAUAACAAAUCUCAAAGUUGUAAGACUGAGCACACUAAGAUUUUUGUGCCUGUGUGUGUGUGGGUAAUUAAAAAAAAAAAAAAAAUUAAAUAUUCCACUUAAGACAAUUUUGGAGCUUUCUUAUUUUCAGUGUUUCUUAAGGCAAUGCUUACCUUUUUUAGUCAAAAUGCCUGAGUUACCAUACUGUCAGUCAGAUUUCCUGUUUAAUUUUUUUAUGCGUCAGUAAAAUCUGUCAGCUUUUUAUUUUUUUUCCCCUCCAUUAUUGGGCUACAGCAUAUCCGACAUGUAGCCUUCCUCUGCAUCAGUUCUGUAGCUGUACAUUACACUAAAGGGAACUGGGAGGCUGAACACCUUGUGCUGCCUGGAGGUGAUGCUGGGUACGUGCAGAAUCCUCAGUGAACGCGCACUUUGAACCUGUUAAUUCAACUAUCUAAGUUGAUAGCUGCCAGCUAAUAACAGAAUUAAUGAUUUGCACUGCAGAACCCCCUUGUGGGAAGUCAGUCGUACAGCAGACUAACAAGCACGCUUCUUGGAUUUCGGUGAUGGUACCUGGGCCCCUGCUGCUUUUCUCAAUGUAAUCGUAGACCUUUGGCUGAAGUUGCAGUACCUGAACACUAAUUGUACAUAAACCAGAGGGCAGGCAUGGUCCAACAAACAGGCUCGAUUUCAUCACCUUACUGUCUGUCUGUAGGAAGCAACAGUUGUGUAUAUCUUCUUUUUAAUGCUCAGAUAGUAUUGACAGAAGAAAAUACUUCUGUUAAAUACGGCAUCCAAACAGGUAAUCAAAAUUGUAGAAGCAAAGAAUGUAGCAAUGCUUGGAUUUAAGGUGAAAGGCGCUACAAGAGAACAAAAGAAACUUCCAAAUAGUUCCGUGUCGAAGAAGCGCUCUAUAGGAGUCAUCUAUCUCAAAGCCAGGUGAGCCCUAGUACUGAACUAGACUCAUUCUCAGGUUUCUAAUAGUAGGGUAAUACUGAUUAAUAAUUUGUGGAGUGAGUGUUCUGUUACCAAGGUAAAUGUGGUUCAGCAGAACCGACUGAAGUUGGUCAAAAAAAAGGUAAAAAUUAAUCUGGACCAGGAGAAACACGCUCUCAUUGUGAGCAUUGUUACUGAUGAAAGACUUACUUCUUAUUUGCAAGUUCACAUGAAUCUGAAUGGUUAAAACAGAUAAUGUACGUAACUGUUUUUAUCACCAUCACGAACUCAAGUAAAUGUAAUAUAUUUUUAGGAAAAAAGUCAACAUAACUUACCAUAAAUCCUUAAGAGGAAAAAUAAAUGUUUAGAGCUAAAUAUUCUGUGUGUGCUGUUCCCGUAAAGUCCCUAUGAGUUAAUUCUGCUGUUCUCUUGUAAAUGACAUUAGUUAUAUCAUGCAGCUUAAACACGUCUAUUUGAUUACUGUUUGGUCUGAGACAAGUCACUACUUUUGUGAUUAUAUUAAAUUGUCAGUGUAUUAAAUUUCAAAAAAGAGCUGUCACCCUGUAGCUGUGCAACCUGAAUCUGCUUGAGAAACUUGUACGCCUGACUCUAGCCCAUGUGUUGUGACCGGUUGGGACCCAAGGCAGCAUGUUGGACACUCUCAAAGGACCCAGCGUGGGCACCCGGAUCUAACAGAAAUGCUGUUUCUGAGCUCUUGCCUCUGAGUCUUCACCACACAGUUCAGAUACAAAGUAUGCAUUCUCUUUUUCGUCAUUUUAAUUUUCAUGAUUAGUCUGGAUAAUACAGUGACGAGGUUUAAGUGAAUGGUUGUGGACCAUUGUUGGAAUUGGCAUUAAAAUAUUACUAAUGUA
Tyto alba (common barn owl) is the source of this 9791-nucleotide messenger RNA. It is a transcript of the gene RAB23, whose product is annotated as RAB23, member RAS oncogene family. The record is from RefSeq and is a predicted model, not a curated record. The transcript has 7 exons. Bases 4009 to 4722 code for a protein of 237 amino acids. Lineage: Eukaryota; Metazoa; Chordata; Aves; Strigiformes; Tytonidae. Gene Ontology annotation, molecular function: GTPase activity; GTP binding.